Aspergillus welwitschiae is the source of this 365-nucleotide messenger RNA. RefSeq lists its product as uncharacterized. The annotation marks the transcript as partial. Lineage: Eukaryota; Fungi; Ascomycota; Eurotiomycetes; Eurotiales; Aspergillaceae. The record is from RefSeq and is a predicted model, not a curated record. The transcript has 2 exons.
UUUGCUCAUUUGGCAGAUGCGCAGUCUACACCGUCUAUCAUUUUGAAAGGAGAUCAGGUUCUGUUGCGUGAGAUGCGAUCAGUAUGUCCACACUUUUUGCACUCUGGUCAGUCUGGUCGAUAUCCCGACAACCCCAUUUUUGGUAGGGUUGGAUUGGAUAUAGAAAUUAAUGCCCAGCACGGCCAUGCUCGACAUUGAAUAUUUGAAACUGGAGGCAUCGGAGGCUGAGCAAAUUAUCAACCUGCUGACCUGGUUUUGAUGAGCGAUCCCUUAGAGUGGGCAAUAUAUUCAAUCUUGGCGCGCCUGUUGAUUUUGUAUGUGUCUCGUGGAGUUACCAAAUGCCGGUUGUGCCGGACACGCGGGAG